This is a messenger RNA of Lasiosphaeria miniovina, 1176 nucleotides long. RefSeq lists its product as uncharacterized. NCBI's taxonomy places the organism in Eukaryota, Fungi, Ascomycota, Sordariomycetes, Sordariales, Lasiosphaeriaceae. The record is from RefSeq and is a predicted model, not a curated record. The coding region runs from base 448 to 1176 and encodes 242 amino acids. The transcript is spliced from 4 exons.
CCCAACUCCUAUACACUUAUCAGCCCUGCUAUCAAAUUUCACCAGGCGCAGGACACCAAUUUCUGCACUAAUAGCCAUAGACACAAAUGAACUUUCAUUGAAAAUCCACAUUCCCAUCUGUUAAGGCCUGGAGGCCGGGGUACACACCCAGAGUGAAGGGGGCAAGCGAGGGGCUCAAGCAAGGAGGACGCAAGAUCUAACCAAGAACUAAGGACGAAACCACAUUGAACUCUACCCCUCCAAAACCAGGGGGCUAGUGAACUGCUGAUACGCCGCGUUUUGCUUGCGUUUUCCAGGCGGCUCAAUUGUUUUUCCGAGGUCCGCCUUAUAUUCCCCGCGCGGUUUGCGCAUGUCCUGCGUUUUCUCAACCCCCGGCACUUGCUAACUCUUGAGGCUUGCGGGCAAGUUUGUCGCUCUUGCCCUGUCAGUCUUGAUACCAUCACAGCCAUGGGUGUCGCCGUCUCUGCUGCCGGUGACGAGGUCAGGAAACAGAACGAUGACACUGAAAAGAUUACCGACGACGCCCUGAACUCGAUCAUAGACCUUGUCAAGCUGUACAAGGAGCUCUUCAAAGCUCACAUCAAGAAUAUAUUAGACUCGACGAGUAACAAAGUCACCAAACUCACCCACGAGGAGACUGUCCUUGAAUACGAGGCGUCCAAAAUCGCCGACCACGUGAAGGACGUGGCGGCCGCCAUUGGUGACGCCCUAAGCGUGUCGCUUGAAGCCCUGUUUGAGUCGUCGACGGCGAACUCAAACGAGGUAUCUAUGGUCUUCGUCACCGCCAGCAAACUCGACUAUCCGUACCACGUCGACAUGCACCUCUACACGUAUAGCUUCACUAGCGCGACGCUGACCAAGGUGGCCGAGAACGUGCUGGCUGUAUCCCCGAUGAUCUUGUCUGUCGACCUGUCGCCUCUGACGGAGAGCGACCUCGGCGUCGAUGUGGACGUCUGCUACCGGCAUUCGGACGAAGCAGCCAGAAAGCCCACGCUGGAGAAGCUGAAGGCCGCCCGCGAGGCUCAGAUCCAGGAGAAGAAGGGGGCAGCUAGUGCCGCCGGCGGCAGCACCAGUAAUGAAUCGGCCAAGGCUUCGUUACAGGCCGGCCAUGAGGCCUUGGAUGACGGGCUGGGCCGCGGGGGGGCUGAACUGGGGCGACGGCAAGCUGCCCACUGA